Mollisia scopiformis is the source of this 1020-nucleotide messenger RNA. RefSeq names its product S-adenosyl-L-methionine-dependent methyltransferase. NCBI's taxonomy places the organism in Eukaryota, Fungi, Ascomycota, Leotiomycetes, Helotiales, Mollisiaceae. The annotation marks the transcript as partial. The record is from RefSeq and is a predicted model, not a curated record. The transcript is spliced from 3 exons. Gene Ontology annotation, molecular function: O-methyltransferase activity.
CACGACAACCUCGCCUUGGCUGUUAUUUCCCAAUACUCGAUUGCCAAAGCUGUGCCACUUGACCAAUCUAUCUCGAUGAUCGAAGUUAGCAAGAAGACUGGCUUGUCAGAACAUCUCACACGCAGUAUCCUCCGUCACGCAGUCGCUACUGGUAUAUUCCACGAACCUGUCCCAAAUCACAUCGCUCACAAUGGACUCUCUAAGCUUCUUCUGGAGCCGAAGAUGGCUGGGUGGGUGCAUCAUACUACCAAUGAUGUUGUACCUGCGGCAUCGAUGGUCAUUGAGUCGUGGAGGCGAUUUCCCGACUCGAAUGAGCCAAAUGAAACUGGCUUCUCACUUGCAGGUGGUCAAGGGAAAACUCUGUUCGAGUACCUUGCUGAGAAUGCCGAGGCUAGGGAUCGAUUCAGCCUCGCAAUGGCCGGGCUAACUGCAAGCGGGGGAUACGAUGCUAACGAUCUUGUGCAUGGUUACCCGUGGACCAACAUCACGUCUGGGGCAACUAUUGUUGACGUUGGCGGCUCGGAUGGUACGAUGGCAUGUGCAUUAGCUUCGCAAUACUCAGGCUUCCGUCUUAUCGUCCAGGACUUGGAAGGUGUUGCGGCCCAUGGCAAAGAAGCUCUUCUGCCAAGCUUGAGAGAUCGUGUCCAGUUUCAAGCACAUGAUUUCUUUCACCCGCAGCCAGUUGAGGCAGAUGUCUACAUAAUUCGCCAUGUUCUGCACAAUUGGUCAGAUAAAUACAGCGUCCAAAUUCUGCGACAUAUCGUCGCUGCAAUGAAGCCAACAUCAAGAAUCAUUGUCAAUGAUGCUGUUAUGGUCGAGCCACAGGAGACUAGUGCGGAGCAAUACUGGAAUAUGAGUGCGAUGAAUCUGCAAAUGAUUACCUUGCUCAAUGCAAAGGAGCGUACGUUGCACGACUGGACAGAGCUAUUCGCUAAGGCAGACCCGCGGCUAAAGAUUGCUACUGUUCACAAACCAACGGGAAGUGAGAUGAGCAUCAUAGAGGUCGUUUUAAUGGAUUAG